Molecule: messenger RNA, 1855 nt
Organism: Drosophila kikkawai
Lineage: Eukaryota; Metazoa; Arthropoda; Insecta; Diptera; Drosophilidae
Gene: por
Product: Protein-serine O-palmitoleoyltransferase por
Biological process (GO): protein palmitoylation; lipid modification; Wnt protein secretion
Cellular component (GO): membrane; endoplasmic reticulum
Molecular function (GO): Wnt-protein binding; palmitoleoyltransferase activity
Source: RefSeq, a predicted model, not a curated record
UCACACUGCACCAAUCGGCGACUUGCCGGAUCCCAGCUUCCCGAAUCCCCUCCUGGCUUGGAACGGAGCUACUGCCAUUCCCCCUCCAACUGCCAAUGGACUAUCAGUAUUACGACGAGGAGUCCGACUACAUUGACGUGGACGAGGAGGAGCUGGCUGCGGCCGGCGGCCUGGACUACGGUUAUGGGAAGCCGCUGGAUGAGGAGGUGGAGGACUAUUAUCUUGGUGGAGGGGAGGACGAAGAGGCGGCAUACCAUAACGGCGGCCUAGUAGAAAGGCUCCCCCAGAUCCUGCACAGUUGCGUUAAGCCCUCGCUGCUGCAGGUGCUCCAGUAUAUGGCGCCCAUGUUGCUGCUAUGCCUCGUGUGUCGCCUCCUGUGUCUGCUGUACGCCCGGCGAGGUCACCUCUCCCAGAACCAGUUCCAGUCCCUGCGGAUGGCGCCCCUACACUUGAUCCACCUCGGUUGUGGCCUAACCUUGCUGCACUUCUCCGUGGGCUAUCGCCUUUGGCUGCUGUUGCUAUUGGCCGUCGUGGGCUAUCUGCUGCUCCAGCUACUGCGCCUGGGACGGCACGGUGCCCAGCUCCUGGCCAUGCUCACCAUUGGCAGCCAGUUUCUGUACGAGUUGCUGAUUUGGCGGAACCGCAGCGACUGGCCCCAGCUGCGCGGCAUCCAAAUGGUGGUCAACAUGAAGCUCAUCUCGCUGGGCUUCGACCUGACCAGCGGCGGCGGCGGCAACCAGCUGACGAAGGGUAUACCCAAUCCGCUGGCCUAUCUGGGCUAUAUAUAUAGCCCCGCCACCUGCGCCCUGGGACCCUGGGUGAGCUACGGCAGCUACAGCAACUGCCUGGUGCCCCGGAGCAGCUGGCUGCUCAGUCUGCGUCGAACGGUGGCCAACGCUGUGCUCUGCCUGCUGACCGUGACCGUUUCCAACUGUCUGGCACCGUUGCUGAGUGACCUGGCCGGCGGCUGGCACUUCCUGGCCAUGUACACGGAUGCUCUGAGUGUGCGCAGCAGCCACUACUUUGUGGGCUUCAUAGCGCAGGCUCUGCUGGUGGUCACCGAUCAGCGACUGGAUGAUGCUCGGGAAUCUGAGCUAUUGGGACCGUUGGUGGCGCAGCCCUGGCGCAUAGAGUGGCCGCGCUCGAUCAGUGCGUUGGUCCGGAGCUGGAACAUUCCCAUGCACGAGUGGCUGAAGCGGUACAUUUACACGCCCUGCAAAACAACGGGCAGGCACUCUCGGAUGCAGGGACUCCUGGCCAUCUUCUGCACAUAUCUGGUGUCCAGCCUUCUGCAUGGAAUGGAUCUUCGCAUCUAUCUGGUCCUCAUCUCGUUGGCCGUUUUCGCCGCGGGCGAGUCUUUGCUGCGAAGACACCUCUCCAGCGUUUUAAAUGCCUGCCUUUCGGCCAAUCUCUGUCCGGGAGCGGAGCGUUGUCGCUACAGCAACUGUCCCAGCAAGCUGGGAAGCUGGGCCUCUGUUAGCGGCUGCCUGGUUCAGUUGGCCAAUCUGGGCUUCACGGCGCUGGCCAUCUUCCAUCUGGCCUAUCUGGGUGUGGUGCUAAUGGGCGACAGUCUGGAAAGCGGAGUUGGCACAGCGGAAGAGGAGGGCUUUUUGUGGCACUGGAAGCAGGCCGGAUACCUCAGCCACUACAUUGGCGUGGGCACCAUUGUGCUCUAUCUGUUUAUCUCGUAGGAACCGGAGAAUAAGCCGGAUCUAUAUAGUAUCUACGACUGAUUUACACGUAUUUGUAACGGUGUUCGUCGCAACCAUUUGUACUUUUGUAUCUCGUAUCUUGUAGUUUUUUGUGUGUGAAUCUCUGUAAGUAUUUCAACAUUAAACGAUUCUGUGAAACGGAA